Spirodela intermedia is the source of this 387-nucleotide messenger RNA. NCBI's taxonomy places the organism in Eukaryota, Viridiplantae, Streptophyta, Magnoliopsida, Alismatales, Araceae. The record is from the annotation of a GenBank genome assembly.
AUGGCAGGUGGCGAACCUGUAGAUGGGUGGAUGGGGGGGAGCGAGUUUGAGGACUACCUGCCGGUGAUGGCGGAGAAGCUGGGCGCAGAGGGGCUACUGGAAGAGCUGUGCAACGGCUUCCGGCUGCUGGCCGAUCCACGGCGGGGGCUAAUCACCUUCGCGAGCCUGAAGCAGAACGCGACGGCCCUGGGGUUGGAGGGUCUCUCCGACGGGGAGCUGAUGGGCAUGCUCCAGGAGGGGGACAUGAACGGCGACGACGCCCUUGACGAGCUGGAGUUCUGCGUCCUCAUGUUCCGGCUCAGCCCUGACCUCAUGGCCGAGUCGCACCGGGUCGUCGACGAGGUUCUCCACCACGAGCUCAUGAACGAGUCCGUAUUCUUCUCCUGA